This is a messenger RNA of Coregonus sp. 'balchen', 2172 nucleotides long. The record is from the annotation of a GenBank genome assembly. NCBI's taxonomy places the organism in Eukaryota, Metazoa, Chordata, Actinopteri, Salmoniformes, Salmonidae.
GUGAAGACAUUCAUAUUUCUAAGUCUAACCAUGCUGUACCAAACUUUACUAUUAGCAUCAACAUUAACAGUAUUUCUUAACCUCUUCCUUGUAUACAAAGUAACCGUUUUAGAAGGUGAUAUCAACAAACUCAGAGGAGAUGUUUUAAACCUAAAGCGACAGCCUAAAGAAUCCACUGACGGGAUGAUAACUGGUGUGUCCAGAACAUGGGAGGUAUGUGAUUCAAUUGUAUAUUGGUAUCAGUUACUCCACAGUCUUAUGUUCUAGGGAUAGCUUGCACCAGACUAACCUGUGGAGAACGUACGGAUCAUUCACUCCACUGCCGUUUAAAAGCUCUAAGGAACAUGUUUACUGCAUUGCCUUAUGUUUCUAAGGAUGACAUGUAAAGGGAGAUCCUUUUCUUCGACUUCUCUGUUUUCUGUCAGAGAUCAAAACGAGCAGCUUCUCUGAAGUGGCAGAGACGGACAGAGAAAGACUCUCAGACUCUGGGUUCACAGACAGCAUCCUCUCUGAGAACGAAACGGGAGCAGGGGGGCAGUAGUGGAGGGACAGUUGGUAUGAGUUAGUGUCACUGAGCAUUUUAGAUCUUUUGAGGACGGUUGAUGUUUUUAUGCCACUUCAGUACCUCCGUUUUCUGUCUGUAGCUCAGCAGUCGUUUCUGCAGCUGUCAGCCAACAUAGAAGAACAGCCAUUUGUUAGAGGUAAAGACUUUACUCAUUUGGCUAUGAAUUUUAGUUUCAAUCUUCAUCACAAGCUAAACGUAUUCUAGCGACCUUAACACAACACCUAACAGUCUCGCCAAGGGGUAGGAUCUCUUGUUGUAACAGCUAAUUGUGUUGGGUUGUUGAGUCGCUGGUUCAUGGGGCUUGCUACAGUAUGUUAUUUUUCUUCCCCAGGAAAUGUGACGGUGAUUCCUUGGACAGUUGCUGUGCAUCAAGGGGAGGCCAUCUCCUCCACUGGAGACAGAAUCAUCGUCCAACAAGAUGGCUUCUUCAUAGUGUUUGGCCAGGUAUAUUGUCAGAGAUACCACCCCUUUGUCUUGCAUAUCAAUGUGCAUAAUGGGUUAUGCUGCAAAUGUAAGGGAGAUGGUUCGGUGACCAUGCUAACCUUGCUUGAGGCCCUAGGCUUAGUGGGCUACUCUUCUGGGACACAGGACACCUGCGUUGGAACCAUGACAGUCACACGGUGUAGAACAUUAUGAUGACCACAUGGUUCAUCCUGUUGUUUCCCAGGUGUUGUUCCAGAGCCAAGGCACCAUCCUUGGUCACAUAGUGCGUCGUCGAGGAGCCAAUCAGAGAUCCACAGAGCUGCUCCGCUGUCUACAGGAGAUGCCCCAGACCAACUAUGCCAAUACCUGCUACACUGGAGGUGAACCCAACCCAACACCUGUGGUGUUUCCACUACUAGGAAAUGAAAAUGGGAGAUCAGUUGUAGUGGACAGUAAUAUUGAUCAUGUAUGAUAUUAUAAAUACCUCACACGUGACUCGUAAAAAGACUAAGCAAUUAGCCUAUUAAAAUGUUUAUCUGACUCCAUAAAUAUAAUUAGCAAGUUGUUUGGAUUCAAAAUCUGAAUUGUUGACCAAUAGUAUUACUGUAAAGUUAACCUCCAAUCAGAUGUCAGGCCUACAUGAUGUAACCUCUGAUUCUCAGAGGGGGGUUGGACCAACACAGAGAACGCCGAAUUCCUCAGAAAACACAUAACACGUUCUUACAGUUGAUAUGAAGUGUCGCUUCUAGGGCUGGGCUGCUCUACAGAGUUACUUCCUGUUCACUUCCUCUCUGUGUUCAGCGUCUCUAUGAGGCUUUGUCUGGUUGUCUGUCCUGUCUCAGGCAUCGUGAAGCUGGAGAGAGAAGAUGAGCUGGAGCUGGUGAUCCCAGAUCGACCCCAAGCCCAGGUCUCCAUGGACGCAGACUCCACCUACUUUGGCAUCAUACAGCUGAACUGACUACGAGGAGACGGACGUCACCAGCAGGAUGUGAUGUCAUGUGGACGUCCUCCCCUUACAGGAUGAGCUCUUCUCACUGAGCUAUUGUAAGAACUCCACAUCUGUAGUACACUGAGAUCCACGGACAGUGGAAGAUGGCUGGGAGAAGACGUUUUUAAUCGGAAUAAUGACAAUAUGAAAUAGACCUUGAAUGCUGUUGUGCUGAGCAUGGGUGAUGAUGUCCAAC